This is a messenger RNA of Capra hircus (goat), 2863 nucleotides long. It is a transcript of the gene FIZ1, whose product is annotated as FLT3 interacting zinc finger 1. The record is from RefSeq and is a predicted model, not a curated record. Gene Ontology annotation, cellular component: nucleus. NCBI's taxonomy places the organism in Eukaryota, Metazoa, Chordata, Mammalia, Artiodactyla, Bovidae. Gene Ontology annotation, biological process: regulation of transcription by RNA polymerase II. Gene Ontology annotation, molecular function: RNA polymerase II transcription regulatory region sequence-specific DNA binding; DNA-binding transcription factor activity, RNA polymerase II-specific.
GGUCGCCCUAAGCCCCGCCCCUUCCUCAUGCCCUCACUCAAGAUGGCGCCGCCCUGGCUUCUCUACCCUCCAGCAGCUGGGAAAGGGACGGGAAAGAGGGAGAAGGGAGGGCGGCGGGGAGGAGAGAAGCCAAGAAGGCGGGAGGAAGGGGGAGUGUGGGGGAGAAGGGAGCCGAGGCGGAAGUCGAGGGGCCCCCCGGGUGGAAGUGACGCUACCCCCGCUGCCCAAAAUGUCGGCGCCCAGAGGGAGGUAGAGAGCCCCCACCCGCCACUGCCCUUGCACCGCGCCGCCAUGGAUGAUGCGCCGCUGCCAGCGCCCCCGCUCCCCGCCCGGGCCCCGGCCCCGGCUCCGCCCGCUGCUGCCCCCCGCGUCCCGUUUCACUGCAGUGAGUGUGGCAAGAGCUUUCGCUACCGCUCGGAUCUGCGGCGCCACUUCGCUCGGCACACUGCGCUCAAACCCCACGCGUGUCCGCGCUGUGGCAAGGGCUUCAAGCACAGCUUCAACCUGGCCAACCACCUGCGCUCGCACACCGGCGAGCGACCCUACCGCUGCUCCGCCUGCCCCAAGGGGUUCCGAGACUCCACCGGCCUGCUGCAUCACCAGGUCGUCCACACUGGUGAGAAGCCGUACUGCUGCCUCGUCUGUGAGCUCCGCUUCUCCUCGCGCUCCAGCCUGGGCCGCCACCUCAAGCGCCAGCAUCGUGGGGCGCUCCCGUCCCCGCUGCAGCCCGGCCCAGGCCUGCCCGCCCUGAGCGCGCCCUGCUCCGUCUGCUGCAACGUGGGGCCCUGCUCGGUGUGGGGCGCGGGGGCGGGCGGGGCCGGCGCCAGCGGCGAGGGUCCAGAGGGGGCAGGCGCCGGCGCUGGGGGCUGGGGGCUGGCCGAGGCCGCGGCGGCCGCAGCGGCGGCCUCCCUGCCCCCGUUCGCUUGCGGCGCGUGCGCGCGGCGCUUCGACCAGGGCCGUGAGCUGGCGGCCCAUUGGGCGGCGCACACCGACGUGAAGCCCUUCAAGUGCCCGCGCUGCGAGCGCGACUUCAACGCGCCCGCGCUGCUGGAGCGGCACAAGCUGACCCACGAUCUGCAGGGCCCCGGCGCGCCCCCGGCGCAGGCCUGGGCCCCCGGGGCCGCGGGCGAGGGCGGCGAGGCUCAGCCAGCCUGGGACGGCGGGCUGCUCCUGGGCCGCGCCGGGGGCGGCGUGCCUGAGCUGGGGGUGCUGCUCCCCGAGGGCGGCGGCGAGGCGCCCGCGGAGCCGUCGGAAGACACGCUGUACCAGUGCGACUGCGGGACCUUCUUCGCGUCGGCGGCGGCGCUGGCGAGCCACCUGGAGGCGCACUCGGGCCCCGCGGCCUACGGCUGUGGCCACUGCGGGGCGCUGUACGCGGCGCUGGCGGCCCUGGAGGAGCACCGGCGCGCCAGCCACGGCGAGGGCGCGGGCGCGGGCGGCGCGGAGGCGGCGGCAGCGCCCGCCCGCGAGGGGGAGUCCCCGUCUGGGGAGCCCGCGUCUGCCUCGGGCCGCGGCAAGAAGAUCUUCGGCUGCUCCGAGUGCGAGAAGCUGUUCCGCUCGCCGCGCGACCUGGAGCGGCACGUGCUGGUGCACACGGGCGAGAAGCCGUUCCCGUGCCUGGAGUGCGGCAAGUUCUUCCGUCACGAGUGCUACCUCAAGCGCCACCGGCUGCUGCACGGCGCCGAGCGGCCCUUCCCCUGCCACGUCUGCGGCAAAGGCUUCAUCACGCUCAGCAACCUCUCCAGACACCUGAAGCUGCACCGGGGCAUGGACUGACUCGGCCGGGCCGUGCACCCCGCCAUCCGACCUCCCCUCCCCGGCGGGCUGGACUCAGGCCCCGGGCCCCGGGAACCUAGGGACCACGAGGGAGACUCCCCACUGGCCCUCCAGAGCCAGGCACGGGCCCGGGGAAGAGGGGACCCUGGCUGGAGGACAGGGGACCACCCAGCGCCUGCACGGGCCCCUCACCUGGUAGGCGGCAAGACUAACCUCGAGGGUCCCGGAUCUAUGGAGAGACUCCUAACCUCGAGGCCCCUGGAUCACGUGCUGAGCACCCCCAAGUUAAUCGGCCUCUAAGAUGUGGGGACCUGGGGAUGACAAAGGGGUCUCCAAAAGUCCUUCUCCUCUUGGGGGCCCUAAUAAUAAAAAAUGGGCACCCCCUUCCCCACCCCAGGGAAGACUGCCCCUCUUCCUAAGAGCCAUCAUUCCAACCACCUAGAUCUGGAGAAUGGGGGGAACCAUGUCCCCGGAUUUCCCUGGAUCCCCCCGCAAAUGCUACCCACCAGGAAUCACUGGUGCCCCCAGAUAACAGAUAUAGCCGGAAUCUGCCUCCUCCCCUGUCACUUAUACCCUGUGUGGAAAGAGGACCAGGGUAGUUGCCCGGUCUCGCUCCCCUACUACGGAAUGGAUGGACCCUAAUGAUCUUUCCCGCCCCUCAAAACUUAGAAUAGGCUGGUUCAGAAUCCGACACCCCCCCGCCCCCUGUAGGAUGGACUGAUCGGGAUGCACGUAGACUCCACCCCCUGUCCGCUGGAAUGGGCGGGUGCGGGUUGCGGCCUGCACCCCACUCCUUAGAGCGAAUAGGGCAGACAUUCCUCCCUCCCUCCAGCUUGGGGGCCGGUCCGCGUCAUCCCCCUCUCUGUGAGCUCAAGAGUGGGGCGUGGGGUUCACCGGGGUGCCCCUCUCGCUCUGCUGUAGCACCUGUCAGUCUUUCCAUCUCCGUCAGUUUGUCUCCGUGUUCUUCCCAGCGCCAAGGGGAAGGGGGGUUUGGCUGGGGAAGUGUCCCCUGUGAGCCUUGACCUCGCCCCCUCGCCCCACUCCCCAGCUCCUCCUGGACCCCAAUAAACGCUGUCCUUUCAGCUGC